Messenger RNA from Phanerochaete carnosa HHB-10118-sp, 651 nucleotides. RefSeq lists its product as uncharacterized. The record is from RefSeq and is a predicted model, not a curated record. The annotation marks the transcript as partial. Gene Ontology annotation, molecular function: oxidoreductase activity, acting on NAD(P)H. Lineage: Eukaryota; Fungi; Basidiomycota; Agaricomycetes; Polyporales; Phanerochaetaceae. The transcript has 4 exons.
AUGUCUACUCAGAAAGCUCUUUAUCUCUCUCAGGCCAAAGGCCAAUUCGUGAUCAGGGAGAGGGAUAUUGAAGAACCAGGUCACGGCGAAGUCCUCGUCGAGAUCCACGCAGCUGCACUCAACCCUGGUGAAUGGAAGAUCCAGGCCUUUGGAAUCCUCAUCACCGAGUACCCUGCUAUCCUCGGUGCCGACGCGGCGGGCAUCGUUAAGAAGGUCGGCGCUGAAGUGACUGACAUCUCCGUGGGCGACAAGGUACUCUUCCAAGGAGAUUUUACCAAGAACCGCCAUGCCACGUUCCAGCAGUAUACUGUCGCGUUUGCAGAGCUCGUCGCCAGAGUCCCGCAAAACCUGACCUUGGACCAGGCUUCUUCGGUCCCAGCAGCAGCAGCGACCGCUGCUCUUGGUUUCUACAACCGCAAGGAGGCGGGCGGCAUUGCGCUCACCGCUCCUUGGGAGGAGGGUGGCCGCGGCAAAUACGCUGACGAGCCUAUCCUCAUAAUUGGCGGCUCUUCUGCUGUCGGUCAGCAGGCAAUUCAAUUCGCGAAGCUGUCCGGCUUCUCGCUUAUCAUCACGACAGGCUCGCUGCAUAAUGAGGCGUACCUCAAGUCGCUCGGUGUGACGCAUGUCAUUGACCGCACCGCACCGCUAUCU